Messenger RNA from Peronospora belbahrii, 1230 nucleotides. NCBI's taxonomy places the organism in Eukaryota, Oomycota, Peronosporomycetes, Peronosporales, Peronosporaceae. The record is from the annotation of a GenBank genome assembly.
AUGAGAGAUCUCGGUCAUUGUCACCUGUUGCUACUGGUAGUCGUAGCUUUCCUGGACACUGCACUCCUCUCGACAGCUGACAAUGUCGCGAUUCCAGUAGUAAUUUCUGCCCAAAUUCAAGAGGAUUACGACGCUGAUCCUGCUUACCCUAAUGCCCAACACGUUGGCCACAAUGAUCAUCAUGGCCACGACCAUGAUCAUGACCAUGAUGAUGAUCACAAUAACGAUCGCAUUAUUGCAGAGCACAAGGCUGGUAGGUUCUCGCUAAUUGUAUGGGGUCAGGCACUUUUUGCCACGGCACUAGUAGGUAUCGCACCUGUUCUGGUGCUACUUGUGGUGCCGUUAGGCAUCGGUAGUCAAGAGAAGCAGCAGCCGCGGCUGCGCGUUUUCCUAAGCUUCGCAGCCGGUGGGUUGCUAGGUGACGCAUUUCUUCAUUUGCUUCCGCACUCAAUUCCUGAUCAUUUAAGUCGUCAUAGCCAUGAUCAUGCACACAAACAUGAAGACCAUGGUCAUUCGCACUCUAUGGUGGAUCUGUAUGUGUGGCUUUGGACAAUUAUGGGUCUUCUAGGCUUUCUCAUGCUCGAGAAGUUUGUGCGAGCACAGACUGGAGGUGGUCAUGGACACUCUCAUGGAGACAUAUAUACUUCCGUAUCGGUACAGGAUGGCAGUGUGGUAUCGAGCAAGGCCCCAACUGCGAGAAAGCGCACUGCGUUCAAGGAUUGCAAAGACGAUAAGGAAGCGCCUCAAGACGAGCUAGUGUGCUUAACAGAGCUAGGGAAAAAGCAGCCUAUUGCGGCCGCAGGUUAUUUGAACUUGGCGGCAGAUUUCUCGCACAACUUCACGGACGGCUUGGCAAUUGGUGCCACAUUCGUUCGUGGUACGGGCUGGACCACAACGGUGGCGAUGCUUUUGCAUGAACUGCCGCACGAGAUUGGUGACUUUGCUAUCCUCAUCCAGUCAGGUUUCACACGUCGCGAGGCUAUGGCUACGCAGCUGCUGACUGCCAUUGGAGCUAUGAUCGGCACUGUUAUUGGUUUGUUGAUGGAAGGUGCUGGGGACUCGACGUCUGUGUGGAUCUCGCCAUUUACGGCAGGAGGCUUCAUUUAUAUCGCAUGUACCAGCGUCAUGCCGGAACUAUUGGAAGACUGUUCACUUGCUCAGUCGCUGAAAGAGGCAGCAGCCAUGUGUGCAGGUAUUGGACUGAUGGCUCUCAUUUCACUCACCGAAUAG